GCUCGUGGUCCCUGGUGUCUCCGAGCCACCGCGCCUGAGGGCCGCUGCCCCCAGCUGAGGCCUGGCCCCAACGAGGAUGUUUCAGCUGCCGGCUGGCGCCCGUCUGCACCAUGAGUGAUGAGCGGCGGCUGCCAGGCAGCGCGGUGGGCUGGCUGGCGUGCGGAGGCCUCUCCCUGCUGGCCAACGCCUGGGGCAUCCUGAGUGUGGGCGCCAAGCAGAAGAAGUGGAAGCCGCUGGAGUUUCUGCUGUGCACGCUCGCGGCCACCCACAUGCUCAACGUCGCGGUGCCCAUCACCACGUACGCUGUGGUGCAGCUGCGGCGGCAGCGCCCCGCCUAUGAGUGGAAUGAGGGCCUCUGCAAGGUCUUUGUCUCCACCUUCUACACCCUCACCCUGGCCACCUGCCUCUCCGUCACCUCCCUCUCCUACCACCGCAUGUGGAUGGUCCGCUGGCCCGUCAACUACCGGCUGAGCAAUGCCAAGAAGCAGGCAGUGCACACGGUCAUGGGCAUCUGGAUGGUGUCCUUCAUCCUGUCCGCCCUGCCCGCCGUCGGCUGGCACGACACCACCGAGCGCUUCUACACCCACGGCUGCCGCUUCAUCGUGGCCGAGAUCGGCCUGGGCUUCGGCGUCUGCUUCCUGCUGUUGGUGGGCGGCAGUGUGGCCAUGGGUGUGGUCUGCGCGGCCAUCGCCCUCUUCCAGACGCUGGCCGUGCAGGUGGGGCCGCGGGCCGGCCACCGUGCCUUCACCGUGCCCACCAUCGUGGUGGAGGACGCUCAGGGCAAGCGCCGCUCCUCCAUCGACGGCUCCGAGCCUGCCAAAACCUCGCUGCAGAUCACGGGCCUGGUGGCCACCAUCGUCCUCAUCUAUGACUGCCUCAUGGGCUUCCCAGUGCUGGUGGUGAGCUUCAGCAGCCUUCGGGCGGCCGCCUCGGCACCCUGGAUGGCGCUGUGUGUGCUGUGGUGCUCCGUGGCCCAGGCGCUCCUGCUGCCCGUGUUCCUCUGGGCCUGCGACCGCUACCGCGCCGACCCCAAGGCCGUCUGGGAGAAGUUGGUGGCCCUCAUGGCUAACAAGGAGGACUCAGACAAUGAUCCCAGCCUGGAGGGUGGCAUCCCCCCAGACCUGGUGCUGGAGCACUCUCUCGACUGCAGCUAUGGAGGUGACUUUGUGGCCCUGGACAGGAUGGCCAAGUAUGAGCUCUCUGCCCUGGAGGGGGGCCUGCCCCAGUUCUACCCGCUGCGGCCCUUGCAGGAGGACAAGACGCAGUACCUGCAGGUCCCGCCCACGCGACGCCUCUCCCAGGACGACGCGGAAGUGUGGGCCGCCAUCCAGCUGCCCGCCUUCCUGCCGCGCUGGGGCUCGGGCGAGGACCUGGCCGCCCUGGUGCUGCCGUCGGGGGCUGGCCCGCGCCGCGGGGGCGGCGGCGGCGGCAGCACCAGCAGCUUCCUGAGCUCGCCCUCCGAGUCCUCGGGCUACGUCACGCUGCACUCGGACUCGCUGGGCUCCGCGUCCUAG
Suricata suricatta (meerkat) is the source of this 1514-nucleotide messenger RNA. It is a transcript of the gene GPR153, whose product is annotated as G protein-coupled receptor 153. Bases 111 to 1514 code for a protein of 467 amino acids. Lineage: Eukaryota; Metazoa; Chordata; Mammalia; Carnivora; Herpestidae. Gene Ontology annotation, molecular function: G protein-coupled receptor activity. Gene Ontology annotation, biological process: G protein-coupled receptor signaling pathway. The record is from RefSeq and is a predicted model, not a curated record. The transcript has 6 exons. Gene Ontology annotation, cellular component: membrane.